AUGGCGGUUGUGGCCGCGGGGGUGGGCGCGCGGGCGGGGGAGGGCGCUGACGAUGACGUUGACGCUCUGCCUGCGGGCCCGCUGGGUCGGGGCGAGGGUGGCGGGCGGGCGGCGACUCACGCGGGCGGAGGGCUGGCAGCUCGCUCCUCCGGCCUGCUGGUGCCGCUCACAGACUCACUCUCCUCUGUUCGUUCCUCCCACCGACGGGGGGCGAUCACAACCCGACCCGCAGCGUGGACCUCCCACCGAGUGGUGGCGCUCACACCCGACCCGACCCGCAGCGUGGACCUCCAACCGAGUGGUGGCGCUCACAACCCGACCCGCAGCGUGGACCUCCAACCGAGUGGUGGCGCUCACAACCCGACCCGCAGCGUGGACCUCCAACCGAGUGGUGGCGCUCUUGGCACCUGCAGUUCAGCCCUCCGACCGACUGGGGGCGCUCACAGACCGGACUGCAAGUUGGACCUCCGACCGACUGGCGGCGCUCACAACCCGACCCGCAGCGUGGACCUCCAACCGAGUGGUGGCGCUCACAAACCCGACCCGCAGCGUGGACCUCCAACCGACUGGUGGCGCUCUUGGCACCUGCAGUUCAGCCCUUCGACCUACUGGGGGCGCUCACAGACCGGACUGCAAGUUGGACCACCGACCAGUCAACUGCAGUUCAGUCCUCCCACUGACGGGGGGCGAUCACAGCCCGACCCGCAGUGUGGAACUCCGGCCACGGGGAGGCGGUCACAGGAGGGCCGGCGGCCGCAGGACUGGACGCUGGGGACCGCGGCCGGACUAUGCACCCUGGCCGCCGGUCUGGUCUACUGCUCCAGCACCACGGCCGGCUCACAGGGUCAUGCGUUGCUGGAAGCUGCUCGACUGAACAACGUGCCUGAGAUCCGCAGGUUGCUGUCGAAGGGGGUUCCAGUCUCGCAGAGGCACAAGCUGGGCUGGACGCCCCUGAUGGUCGCCGCCAUGAACAAGAACCACAGUGGGGUGAAGGUGCUGUUAGAGGCUGGUGCUGACCCCAACCUGGGAGAUGAGUUCAGAAACGUGUACGAGACAUCGAGGGAGAAGCGAGUCCACUCCUUGGAAGUGCUGGUGAGCAGGGAGGACGAGUUCAGUAAUCGGCUGAACACUCGUGCCAGUUUCCGAGGCUGCAGCGCUCUACACUACGCCGUGCUGGCAGACGACCUCCACACCACCAAGCUGCUGCUUCACGCUGGUGCGAACCCCUCACAACAGAACGACAUGGGACACACACCCAUCGAUUACGCCAAGGAUGGUGAAGUCAAGGAUCUCCUGAAGGAGGCGGAAGUGAAGUACCAGGAGCUGCAGCGGAGGCGAGAGGCAGAGGAACGCAGGCGGUUCCCGCUGGAGCAGAGACUGAAGGAACACAUCAUCGGGCAGGAGACGGCCAUCGCCACUGUUGCUGCAGCUAUACGCAGGAAGGAGAACGGCUGGGCAGAUGACGAGCACCCAUUGGUCUUCCUGUUCCUCGGCUCGUCUGGGAUCGGAAAGACAGAGUUGGCCAAACAGGUUGCCAAGUACAUGCACAACGACACCAAGAAGAAAUUCAUCAGGCUUGACAUGUCCGAGUUCCAGGAGAAGCAUGAGGUGGCCAAGUUUAUCGGCUCCCCCCCUGGCUACGUGGGCCACGAGGACGGGGGGCAGCUGACCAAGAAGCUGAAGCAGAACCCCAACGCGGUGGUCCUCUUCGACGAGGUGGACAAGGCCCACCCCGACGUCCUCACCGUCAUGCUCCAGCUCUUCGACGAGGGCAGGCUGACGGACGGCAAGGGGAAGACCAUCGAGUGUAAAGACGCCAUCUUCAUCAUGACCUCCAACGUGGCGAGUGAUGAGAUCGCCGAGCACGCUCUCCAGCUCAGGCAGGAAGCCCAGGAGCUCAGCACGAAACGUCUGGCCAGCAACCUAGAUGAUGAGGUGCUGACUGAGAAGGUGACCAUCUCCAGGCAGUUCAAGGAGCUGGUGAUCAGACCCAUCUUGAAGGCCCAUUUCCGACGGGACGAAUUUCUGGGACGAAUCAAUGAAAUUGUGUAUUUCCUUCCCUUCUGCCAUUCGGAGUUGAUCCAGCUGGUCGACAAGGAGCUAAUCUUUUGGGCUAAGAAGGCUAAGCAACGACACGACAUCACCCUGCAGUGGGACCGGCCAGUGAUGGAUGUGUUGGCAGAAGGGUACAAUCUUCACUACGGGGCAAGAUCCAUCAAACACGAGGUGGAGCGGCGAGUGGUCAACCAGCUGGCGGCCGCGUACGAACAAGAGCUGCUGCCUCACGGGUGCAUCCUCCGCAUCGCCCUGGAGGGUCCCGGUCCCGGUGCGGGGGCAGGGGUGGGCAGGGGCACGGCCGGGACCCUCCACCCCAAAGCCCCCAAACUCCGGCUGGAGAUCGUGGACAAGGACAGCAAGUGUCGGCGGCUGGACAUCCAGCCCCCCGUCAAAAAACUAGCGGGGUCUUCCACCGCCCCUAGCGCAGCCGGGGGGGGGCAGUGUACUGGACACUUGACCUACCUGAAAGGGACCUGACACAUCACACCCCCUCUCCCAGUCACCCCUCCCUCCAACUCUGACCCCCUUCCCC
This is a messenger RNA of Leucoraja erinaceus (little skate), 2590 nucleotides long. RefSeq names its product ClpB family mitochondrial disaggregase (gene clpb). Gene Ontology annotation, cellular component: cytoplasm; mitochondrion. The record is from RefSeq and is a predicted model, not a curated record. The transcript is spliced from 16 exons. Gene Ontology annotation, molecular function: ATP binding; protein binding; ATP hydrolysis activity. Gene Ontology annotation, biological process: cellular response to heat. Bases 1 to 2535 code for a protein of 844 amino acids. Lineage: Eukaryota; Metazoa; Chordata; Chondrichthyes; Rajiformes; Rajidae.